ACCGCGUUUCCGAUCCAAUUCCGAUCACAAUAAUGAAAUUAUAGAAAAAUAUUGUCCAAGUAUUUUAUUUAUUUAACUAUGAAUAUUGCUGUACGGGCUAUAUUUCUUUUGACUGCCUAAAUAGACAAAAGAAAAGUAUUAUUUAUUCGUCAUUACUUAAAUAUGUACUAUGAAUUGUUAAUGUUAUAAUAUCUCAAAGUUGUAAUUUAGUGAAAAAGAUGUCAUUGAAAAAGUACUUGAAAACAAUGAAGGAUGAUGAAGAUAAUUUGGAUAUAGUAUCACCGUGCUUCAAAAUAAGUCCUGAUGUGCAAUUAAAAGAGGUUCCAACGAACGGUGAAGAAUAUUUACUUAAAGUCAUAAAGGAGCGUAAAAACAUUGCAGCAGUUACGAAAUGCAACAAAGAUUAUUCAAAGUUUGCCGAAAAUCAGUCUCAGUAUGUGCAUGAGUUUCCGAGGCUAUCAGUACCUGAGAAGUUAAAACCUACAAUUGAGUGGCAAAACAUGCAAGUAGCAGAUUUCUCAGAAACUCGAAUGUACAUAUCUCGUUUGCUGUCAAAAAGGAAAAUAUGGAAAAACAAUAUUAAUAUUAUAGAAAUAAAACCAACCUGUGUAAUUGAAUGGAAACAGUUCUUCAGUACCCAUAUUCCAACAUUAUCAUGCGUGCUCGGAUUACAACAUGCAUUACUAGACCAAGGUUUAGAAGUACUUACUGAUAUUAUUAGUAGAACGAAACCUGGUAAUACUAUAGAACAUAAAACAGGUCAAUGGGUAUAUGCGUUUUUGGCCUGUACCCAACUACCUCUAUUGUCUGAUACAACAAGUAUUCUAAGAAAUUUAGCUCGAAAGUGUGCUGAAAUAAGGUUUAGGCUAAACCCUGAUGAAGAAAAUGCUAUUACUGCAGCAACACCUUUAAAUAUAUUUAUCUGUUUAGUGGCAAGAUAUUUUAGGCAGUAUGAUCUAGCAGACUGAAUUUUAAUAAAUAAUAACUAUA
Molecule: messenger RNA, 990 nt
Organism: Bombyx mandarina (wild silkworm)
Lineage: Eukaryota; Metazoa; Arthropoda; Insecta; Lepidoptera; Bombycidae
Gene: Gem2
Product: Gemin 2
Biological process (GO): spliceosomal complex assembly; spliceosomal snRNP assembly
Cellular component (GO): nucleus; spliceosomal complex; SMN complex
Source: RefSeq, a predicted model, not a curated record